GGAGGCCCAGGUGUGGGGUCCUGGGCAUCGCAGCUCCUCCCGCGUCACCCUGUAGGCGCAGCUGCCGCAUGCGUCUGUGUGGCCACACUGCCCCCAGGCCCACUGGACUACAGCUGAGCCCCUCUCGCCUUCCCGCGGACUGCUCCGUAUCCCCGGGCCUCUCUCCCUGCAGCUGGCCAGGACACAGCAAGAGGGAGAGGCCCGCAGUACAGGAGCACACGUGUACUGGCGGACAGCGGACGCCCUGCUCCUGUGUGGGGCUUUUCCAGGACACGGGAUGUGUGCGCACUUGCACCCGUGUGACACGCACGCUGUCUUUGGUGGGGAGACACGGGCCCCGUGGCUACCUCUGGAAAGGAGAGCUUUUCCUUCUUAUCUCCCCCAUACAAGAUUCCAGCUGCUGGGGUGUAGCGUGGGAGCCGCGGGCCGGGCCCUGUGUGGAAGCCGGAGGGCCGAGAGCUGCCUCUCCCUGGUGGAAGGCUCUGGAGGGACACAGACCCUCCCCGCACAGCUGCGCCUCGGAGGGUCUGGGCCCCUCUGAGCUGAGGUCUCCUGGCCCAGUGCCAGCCUACCUGCGCCCCCCGCCCCGGGCGUGUGCAGUGUGUAACUAUCAGCACUUGCAACCGCAGGAAGACGCCCCGAGCCGGCACGUCCCCGCAGGGAGACGGAGAUCCUGGUGGAAGUGGGACUCAGGGGACUCGCGGACAUUUUUCAGGAUGAGUCGUCCGGAGUCCGUGCAGGAAGCCACAGAGGUGACAUUGAAGACAGAGGUGGAGGCGGGAGCCAGCGGCUACAGUGUCACGGGCGGCGGGGACCAGGGUAUCUUUGUCAAGCAGGUGCUGAAGGACUCCUCUGCCGCCAAGCUCUUCAGCUUGAGAGAAGGGGACCAGCUGCUCAGCGCCACCGUAUUCUUUGACAACAUUAAAUACGAAGAUGCUCUCAAAAUCCUUCAGUAUUCAGAACCAUAUAAAGUUCAGUUCAAAAUCAAACGGAAACUCCCUGCCUGUGAGGAUGAAGACUGGGCGAUCAGCGGUACCCAGCGCGGCCCAAAGGGCAAGGAGAAGCAGGAUGAGGCUGUCGCUGACGAAAGCAAAGAGACUCCCACGAAGACGCUGGAAGGAGAUGGGGACCGAGAGAGACUCAUUGACAAGCCCCGGGUGGGGAGAGGCAGGCGGUCCCAGAGGGACAGGUUCUCCUGGCCCAAAUUCCAAGCAAUAAAGGGCAAGCGGCUGCCGGGACCCCGGAGGUCACACAGCUCUUCGGAGGCCCACGACCGCGGGGACAGGCCCGAUGUGUCCCCCACGAGCACAGACACGGAGGGCCAGCAUGCAGCUGAGCACCAGCAACAGGAGCCAGGGCCAGGUAGCCAGCGCAGGAGCAGGUUCCUGAACCUCAGAUUCAGGACCGGAUCCGGGCCCGGGGAUGGCAGCCGGGAGGAAACUGGGGCUGCCUGGUACUCCAGGAGGCAGGAGGGGGAAGCACAGGUGCAAGAGGCUCAGAGCAUGCAGCAGUCCACAGAUGCUAUGAAAGGCCCCAGUGGACAUGCAGGCCCCGCGGCCAGACUCCAGAGGACCAAGGAGGAGAUGGCCCAGGGGGAGGCUCUGCCACAGAGGAAAGCCAGGACGAGUCAGGAGAGGGAAGGACAGGGAGUGCAGAGCCUGGAGAUAGGCAUUGCAAGACUGUCCCUGCAGGACUCAACAGAUAGAGGCAGCAGCCACAUCUGCCCAACAGACAUCAAGGUGCGAAUACAGGAUUUGAAGACACCCAAAUUUGCAUUUUCCAAAGAAAGUGUGCUAGAGAAAGAAACAAGCAUUGCUGCCCCAGAGGCGACCCAAGGCCAGGGCAUGUACUCUACAGAGGGCCCUGGCCCCGAGGUUGAAAGAGCAGGAAGAACAGAAAGCCUGGCAGCCACGGAACCCACACAGGCAGUGCCAAGCCACGAGGGGGCAGGACGACCCAGGAGACCAGGAGAACAGACCACAGAAGAGAGACAGGAGAAUGGCACCAACAAGGAGGGAAGAGAAGAAAAAAUAAAAGGGGCGAAGUUCAAAAUGCCUUCCUUUGGAUGGUCACCGAGUAAAGAGCCAAAGGCAGUGAGGAUGACGGAAACAAGAGAAAAAGCCAAGGAAGAAGACAAAAUCGCAAGAAUGGGAACCCCAAGGGUCAGAGAAAAAACAAAGGAGGGAGAAGAGAAAGACACUGAAUAUAUUUCAGUGGACAAUAAAACAAUAAAAAUUAUAGAACAAACACAAGAAAAAGAAAGAAUAAAAGAAGAAAUAGUAUUGGAAGAAAAACAAUUGGCAGCAAAAGACAGCAGGUUCAAGAUGCCCAAGUUCAAGAUGCCGUCCUUCGGGGUGUCGGCCCCCGGCAAGUCCAUGGAGGCCUCGCUGGAAGUGUCCGCGCCCAAGGUGGAGGCCGACGUGUCCCUGCCCUCCGUCCAGGGCGACCUCAAGACCAGUGACCUGACCAUUGAGCUCCCCAGCGCCGACCUGGAGGUCCAGGCUGGCCAGGUGGGCGUCAAGGUCCCGGAGGGCCAGCUGCCCGAGGGAGACCUGGCGGCCCAGGCGUCUGGAGCCGGCCUGAAGGGCCACCUGCCCAAGGUGCAGAUGCCCAGCUUCAAGAUGCCCAAGGUGGACAUCAAGGGCCCCCACGUGGACGUCAAGGGCCCCAAACUGGACCUCAAAGGCCCCAAGGGGCAGGUGACGGCCCCCGAGCUGGACGUGUCCGUGUCCGUGCCCGGCGCGGAGCUGGACGUCCAGGCGCCCGGUGCCAAGCUGGAGCCCGUGCGGCUGGAGGGGGACCUGUCCCUGGGCGACAAGGACGUGGCCGCCAAAGACAGCAAGUUCAAGAUGCCCAAGUUCAAGAUGCCGUCCUUCGGGGUGUCGGCCCCCGGCAAGUCCAUGGAGGCCUCCCUGGAAGUGUCCGCGCCCAAGGUGGAGGCCGACGUGUCCCUGCCCUCCGUCCAGGGCGACCUCAAGACCAGUGACCUGACCAUUGAGCUCCCCAGCGCCGACCUGGAGGUCCAGGCUGGCCAGGUGGGCGUCAAGGUCCCGGAGGGCCAGCUGCCCGAGGGAGACCUGGCGGCCCAGGCGUCUGGAGCCGGCCUGAAGGGCCACCUGCCCAAGGUGCGGAUGCCCAGCUUCAAGAUGCCUAAGGUGGACAUCACGGGCCCCCAAGUGGAUGUGAAAAGCUCUAAUGUUGAUCGUCAUUUUCGUCCCCUCGUUCCUGACUCCGUCUCUGAAUGUGGCCCUGGCCUGGUUCAUCCUGUAAUUCCCGCUUCCCAUAGUCACGUGAGUUUCCCUAAAUUCUACAAACCAAAGUUUGUGUUUUCUAUCCCACAAUCAGAAGGUCAUGAGGGAGACCCACUGGCGGCUGAUUGUGCCCCGGUCCUGUCUCGUCUUAGUCCCACAUUGGGGCCUGACUCACCUCAGCUUCCUGAGGGACUCCUGUCCUCGGGCCCUCAGUUGCAGGGCACAGGUUUUCCUGUGCCCCAUGGGCUGGAGCCCUCGGAACCCUUACGGUCAUCGGCCACAGCUACUGGAAGAGCCCCUGCUGAAGGUGCUGACCGUGACGGGAAAGGGAGUCCAUUUAAAGUGCCCAAGCUAGAGCUUCCCUCCUUUAGCUGGUCUCCAAAGAAGUCUGAGCCCACAGCGGGCCCAGAACGCAGCCUGGAGGACUCAGCACACAUCCCAGUGUCAAGGCCAGGCCAGAGGGACGCCAUGCCUGGGAUGCAGGUGUACCGGGUAGAUGUGCCCGCACAUGUGCCUCCUGAGAAGGACGGGGACCAGGCAAAGUCCAUGACGCCCAGCUUGGCCGCGCCAGAACUUGCACUUCCCAAAAUGAAGGCUUCCAAGGGCAGAGGCAGCCUGCCACCCGGGGACUCCGACCCCUCACUUUCUGGUAGUGCAGCAGGAGGUGACUUCCAGCCUUCAGGAGGAGCCCACAGUGCCCAUGGAGCGGGCACUGGUUCAAUAGCAAGUCCCGCAGAAGAACUGGGCGCGAUCCCCCAUCUUCCCCGGGUGCGCAUCCCCAGCCUGGGCUUCGCCACACCGGAUCUCAGGUCUUCCAAGGCCAAGGUGGAGGUGAGCCAGGCUGAAGCUGACCUGCGGCUUCCCAAAGGUGCCCUGUCUGUUGGAGGUGGCAGCACGGGCCUUGGGGACGUCUCGGCAAGCCAGCCCUAUGGGGUUCCUACAGGCCCUGCAACAGAAGACCCGCUCCAGCCAUCCCUCAGGAAAGCAGAGGCUGACGUCCCCGCCGUGGAAAGUCCAGAGGAGGAAGCCGCGGCGGUGGAGACGCCCGUGGACUCUCAGGAGCGCUGGUUUAAGAUGCCCACGCUCCGCAUGCCCCGGUUCCGGCGCUCCUCCCGGGACAGAGGCCGGGUCGGGAAGCAGAAAGUGGCUGCAGCUGGAGCCAAGGAGCUCCCUGGUCCUUCAUCAGAGGUGGAGGGCAGCGUGUCCCUGGGGCCCCCAGAAGCAGAGGCAGAUGUGACAGCUUCUGAGAGCAAACUGUCUGCAGGUGUCCUCGGGCAGGAUCUUGACAGCACAGCCCUGAUGCCUGAGGCCGACCCUUCUUCCAAGGCCAGGAUCCAGCCAGCCAAAGGCUCCCUCCCACUCAAGACGGCUGGCCUGGGACUCUCAGAGAGCCGGGCUCCUCCAGAAGGAGGCAGGAUUCUUCUUCCCACGCCAGGAGAGUGUGACCCUGCCAGGGUGGAGGAGAUGACCCUGCCAGGGAAACGGUCUUCCCAGCCGGAAGGUCCUCUUAAACUGAAAGCUUCAAGUACCGACGUGCCAUCCCAGAUUUCCGUGGUUAAUACGAAUCAGCUCUGGGAAGACUCUGUGCUAACUGUCAAGUUCCCCAAGUUAAAGGUACCGAGGUUCUCUUUCCCCGCCCCCAGCGCAGAGGCCGACGUGUUCAUCCCCACCGUGAGGGAGGUGCGGUGUCCGGAGGGCGCUGGCGUGGACCUCGGCAGGGAGAGCCCGGGGCCGUGGGAAGCCAGCAUCCUGACGGCAGGCGCUGGGGGCCCCGGGGAGCAGCCUACGGACCUCGACCUCUCCUUGGCAGCUCCCCCAAUUUCUAGGGUCAGAGUGCACAUCCAGGGUGCUCAGGCUGAGAGUCAAGAGAUCACCAUACACAGCAGGGUGACGCCAGAGUUUGCAGACUUCUCGGCGCCCCGGGCUUUUUCCACUCAGAUUGUGCGGGAGUCAGAGAUCCCUCCGUCCAAGAUUCAAACACCUGCUUAUGGGUUUUCCUUGCUAAAGGUGAAAAUCCCGGAGCCCCGAACGCAAGCUACGGCACACACAGUGACAAGAGACGCUUGGGCUCGGGAGGGGUCGGAAGAGGCUCCCACACAAGCCUCCCCAGGAGCAGACUUUGUCCCUGGAGAGCUGCAGCCCGACACCGGGGAACCAUUCGAGAUCAUCUCCUCCAGCGUCAGCACACCAGGACCACAGACAUUCACCCUGGAAGUUCACUCUGGCCACCAGCUUGCAGACAGCUGUUUGGAUGAGGAGCCAGCAGAGAUUCUGGAGUUUCCCCCUGAUGACGACCAAGAUGCAACCACGCCGCUGGCAGACGGAGACAGGGCUCCGAAAGAGAAACCAGAAAGUAAGAAAUCAGGUCUGCUCUGGUCCUGGCUUCCAAACAUUGGCUUUUCUUCUUCUGUUGAUGAGACAAGUGCCGAUUCCAAAGAGGAUGUCCAGAGACCUGCCCCUGUGCAAACACAGCCCGAGGCAAGGCCAGACACGGAGCUGCCCAAAAAGCAAGAGCGGGCAGGCUGGUUCCGGUUCCCCAAGUUAGGGUUCUCCUCCGCCCCUGCCAAGAAAGGCAAAAGCACCGAGGAGGAGGCAGACCUGGCAGAGCAAAAACUCCACGAAGAAACAGUCACCUUUUUUGACGCCCGAGAGAGCUUCUCCCCCGACGAGCAGGACGACACGGCUGGCGAUGACUCUGCGCCCAGACCACAACCACGGGAAGGCCACACGGUGUGACCCGUCAUUGUGGCGACACGACAGACCGAGUUAGAAGGCAGAGGCUGCGCGGGGUGCGACCUCCCCGUCCCUGCGGCAUGUGGCGUCCGCCUUGCUUCUCAGCACUGGGAACGAAACAAAACGCACUCUGCCUGUGUGUCCCCGCCACAUGGCCCUCCCGACGCCCCACCAAAGAUGUGCCUGGGUCCCCAAAGCCCGGGCCGGGGAGCAAAGAAGACGGCCUGACUUUCCGUGGACGCCAGGAUCCCCCCGGCUCAAUGGCUCUCGGUGACAUGAUGGGGACGUCUGGGGUCUCUGCAGCUUCAAGAGACCUGCCCGCACUGUUCGUGAGAACAUGGCUGCUUCUCCCAGGAAAGAGCUGCGUGGGCUGCGGAGCCCGCGGCGUGGAGGUAGCUGCUGGUAACGUCUGUCCUGCUGCUGCUUCCUGGCAAACGUGGUUUUCCGAUUUCUGGCAGGGUGCGGGGCGCCCCAGGAAACCCUCCUUCCUGCUCACCUCACGCUUCCUCCUCCACGCGUCUCACUGACGGCAGGCUCCGGGAUGCUUCACGCGGCGACACACAGGCCGCGACGGCCGGGGCUGCCCGAUGGCUGAGCCCAGUCUGCGGCGGUGGGCGGGGCACGCGGCAGAGGUGCGACAGCAGUGUGCUAUCGGGAGCCGUCUGUGUGUGUGCACCCACCUGCUGGCACCUGUCCAGUGUGCGCGGUUCCCCCUGCGCCCCAAUGCACGCGCUGCGGCCCGGCUGCAGACAGGGGGGCUUAGCUGGUCCCUGGAUGGGCAAUAAAGGAAGUGACGUGCCCCACG
This is a messenger RNA of Microcebus murinus (gray mouse lemur), 6789 nucleotides long. Lineage: Eukaryota; Metazoa; Chordata; Mammalia; Primates; Cheirogaleidae. The record is from RefSeq and is a predicted model, not a curated record.